Molecule: messenger RNA, 2213 nt
Organism: Pocillopora damicornis (cauliflower coral)
Lineage: Eukaryota; Metazoa; Cnidaria; Anthozoa; Scleractinia; Pocilloporidae
Product: protein ripply1
Biological process (GO): embryonic pattern specification; negative regulation of transcription by RNA polymerase II
Cellular component (GO): nucleus
Source: RefSeq, a predicted model, not a curated record
GGACAACACCCGCGGCACGUCUAGACUAUUUUAGUACUGCCCUACACAAACAUUUUGCCAAAGAUUUCACGCGUUCCUGUACUCCAGCGACUUUGCAAGAUCGAAGGCAGCCUGUCGUGCACUGCACCAUUUCGUGACAUCAGGAAAAGCACCGGAAAAUUUAAGAAAAACCCGACUUAUAUAAGUGGAUCUUUUAUACUGAACACAACAUGAACAAAAUUUGGCGGCCAUGGCUCGAAACACCCGAAGACGAUCAAAGAAAACAGCGUCAAGUACGAUUCACGCCCUAUGGAUCGCCAAGUACAACAGGGAAUGUACAGCAACAACCACAAUUUAAACAUCCAGUCAGGUUACUCUGGACGAAAGCCGCAUAUGAUUACAUGUACGCAUCAGGAGAAACCUUACUUCGGAAUUUUCCCGUUCAGGCGACCAUCCAAGUCGUAGAUAGUAGUGAUAGUAGCGAUGACGAGGACGAUGAAGAUCUCGACGAAUGCGAUGAAAAAGAAAGUGAAAAGAAAGUAAAGCAGUAGCCAAUUAUUUAAAAAAGUAACUAUUUUGUACAUAAGUAAAUAAGUCCUGCAAAGGAGAUAUAUAUAUAUAUAUAUAUAUACAUAUGUGCCACCAUACCGAACUUACUUUGGUAAAUUAGAGGUGCUUUGAGCUCCAAAGUAAGACAGAUUGGGUUAGAGAUUUUUAGGGUGAUUUCUCGGAAAAAAAAGUUAUCGAACAAUUUUUCUAAAACUUUCCUUAUAUGUUCCCUACCAAUGUCUGUUUCGAAAAAUACAAUUUAAAAGAUAGGUCACCGUGCUCGUUUGAGAGAUAUAAUGAGCCAAAGUUACCCCGCGUAUGCCUGUUCUGGCACUAAUCACGUGGGUCAUUUGAUCGGUUCACGGUACAUUUUCAGGUAGUUGGAAGCAAGGUUCUUUAAAGUAACACUUAAAAAAAAAACUUGAUAGGUAGAAGGUCUCGAGCAUAUGGAACAAUAUGAUACAUAAUUUGUGAAAAAACCAUGCAAUUUCAUACAACAUCGACUUAAAACGUUCCUCGAAUCGUUCCUUUCUAGGUAAUAUUUUGCAUCAUCAAGUAACGAGCUUUGUUCCCCUUUUUUUAGCCAUAUUUUUUUCCCUUUCGCUGAAUUUUUCUUUAACUUGUCCAAUUUAAAGGGAUAAAUUUGCACACCAAAUUUAUGCAAUAAAAAAUAUAAGUCACCGUGCUCGUUCACGAGCUAAAGACCAUCGUACCUCUUUACCCAGUCCAUUUAUUGAAAAACAGAGCCAUGUUCUCGGAAUGUGCGCUUGCUUAUUCGCCUGAUUACGAACAGGAUGCCCAGUGAAAUGUUGAGGAAUCACCUUAAGUUAUCUAUUUGCAAAUGCAUCUAACAAAGCACUUUUUGAUUGUGUCUUGUAAAACCAAAACCAAAGAAAUCACUGGGACAAUCAGGACGAAGGGUGACGAUAGCCAAUGAGAAGUCAAAGUAAGAAACAUGAAAACGGCUCACAGCGCGGGAAAACCCUAUUGACAAAGUGUCUUGGAUUUUUCACUCAAUCGAAAAUUGUUCCAUCGCGCAAAAAACUCGCAAUAUGCGACUGUAACGGUGGUAAGAAACGAAAAGUCCUCAUGGACGUAAUUGCACCCUCUAUAUUAGCUUUUGAGGUUUUUUUUACAUCAAGUUUAUUGAAUCUAUCAAGACGUUUUGAUCGCCUAAGUAGUUUACCUUAUACACUUUUGUAAAUACAGAAAGAUAUAUGCAAUUCUAAAAACGUCCUAGCUGAAUUGAGUAAAAAGUCUAAACGGUAUCUGUCAUUGUGUUACAAUCGCCAUACUCAGAAAUUGCUCUUGAAAGAAGACAAUAUUUCCAAAUUUUUAGGCUUUUGAAGAAACCUGGAACAUCGAUCAGAAUAAGGAUAUCUAUUUGAUAUUCUACCGAUAAACCAUUGUAACUCGUAUAUGAUCAUCUUGUACAAGCAAAGUUUAUUUCCUGUAGCUUUUAUUCAUACGAGUCUCUGGCAUAAAAGUAGCACUCUCUCCUGAUCUAUGCUUCAGAGAAGUAACUUGGGUGAUAAGUAUGAACCACAAAAUGGUUCCAAUGUAAAUAACACCAUUGACAUGCAUAUAUCAUACAAGCUGUGCUUGCACCUUUGUAUAUGUUUAAGUUGAUAUACUAGAUAUUUUAUGGAUGAAUUGUGAUAAUAAAUAAACGCUAUUUAAAUGGA